This is a messenger RNA of Strongyloides ratti, 4254 nucleotides long. RefSeq lists its product as hypothetical. Bases 1 to 4254 code for a protein of 1417 amino acids. The record is from RefSeq and is a predicted model, not a curated record. NCBI's taxonomy places the organism in Eukaryota, Metazoa, Nematoda, Chromadorea, Rhabditida, Strongyloididae. The transcript has 4 exons.
AUGUCUUUGGAUUUUCAAAAACCGUCAUGCCUCCGACAACGACUAAUAGAAGAUACUAACGAAAGAUGUAAUUUGUCAUGUGCCUUUGGCUUGUCUGAAUACAAAAAUGGCUCACUUCGUACUGGAAAGUACCUUUAUGACUGUGAAGGCAAAUGCAAAUAUUUUGUUGUUGCUAUUGAAGAAUAUCUUUUGUUAUAUAAUAGUGAUGCAGUUUAUGGCGAACCAAGGAAGCGUGUUGAAUAUUCUUUUGGUAAAGGAGCAAUUAUUCACGAUUGUGCAUUAAUGUGUCUAGAAGAUAAUUUUGAAGGCUUAGUUGUUGGUGCUACAACUGUGAAUGAGACUGGGACUAAAUGUUACGGUCUUUACUUGCUAAGUGCUGGACGUGAAGCAAUUAUAUUAGAUGCAUUAGCUUUUGCUGGAGAUUGCAAGAAAAUUUUUGUUAUUUAUGAUGAAUUACAUCAGAAUGAACUAAAAGAAAUUCAUUCAGCUUUUCAUAAAAUUCCUCAUCUUAUUAUGGUUGGCGGUGAAGGAGCAGCUGGGUAUCUAACUCAUUUUAACAAUACAUCGAAAGAAAAUGCUUUAAGAGAUCAACCACCUACACGACCUCCUUUUGCUCUUAAUAUAUUAAGAGGAUUCCGGGACAAGACAGAUAGAUAUUUUUGUUUUGAUGCUUACAAAGAAAAUAUUCAAGUAAAAUUGAAUGAAGCCGAAGUUACAUCUAUAGCCUAUGUCCAUAGUUGUCGAUGUCUCUUGAUUGGGUUUAAUUUUGGUGGGAUACUUUCUAUUAAUCUAUUAACACAACGUAAAAAUAAAAUUAUAAUGUCUCGUGGAGAAAUCAAGGCUAUGCAGAUUCAGGAGCCAGAUGACGAUCCAAGACCGGCAUCUUAUGUAUGGGUUGCUUCACUUGUUGGAAGAUCACUUUCUUUUUCAUUAUUAUCAUUAAGAUUUUAUUCUGAUCCAUCUGAUCCUUCAAUUGUUGAUAGAAAUAAUAUGGAAUUACGUAAAGGAUUAGGAUUUGAAGCUGGAGAGUUUUGUCAUUUUCUUGCCCUGAAAGCCGUUACAAGGAAUCGUUUGUUAAAAGCAGAUAAUACAGCGAGAAUGGAAGAUAUACAUAAAAAGGAUACUACAUUAAUGCUUUUUUCAUGGAUUAAUUUUUCCUCUUCUGGUGUAUCUCUUGAAGGAGCAUUGUUUGAUUUAAAUAUGUAUUAUUACAAAAGAAUGUGUGAUCAGAUACGUGAUGAUGGAACAUAUGCUAGACAAUGUCCAAUGAUAUCACGUUUUUCUAUUGAUAGUCCAAGUGAUAUUAACUUUGCUUCAUUAUUAGAUAUUCAUUUAGAUCCUGAAAGUUUGUAUAGAGGAAAAUCUGAUUUAAUUGAAAAUGUUGAUCAAUUUUUUUAUCCAUCUACAUAUGGAUUUGAAUUACAUGCUUUUACUAAAAAUACUUCAAUAUUUUUAAGUUGUAAACCAAUUCAAUUCCAGUUUUUUGAACAUCUCUCUCCAUUGAAGGAGCAUCUAAAUGAUCCAGAGAUGGCCGUACGUUGUUUGACUGCUUUAGGAUUUAUGUCUGUCAAAGACUAUAGUAAAUUAUCGGGAAGAAAUUUGAUAAUUCAAUUAAUCAAGGAUGAAACUGUUGCUGAAAAACAUCUUUUACCACUAAUUGAUUGGUUAUAUACUGAAAUUCAAAAAUGUGUAGAUCAUUUUCAAAAAAUUGCUUCUAAAUUGUUUGAAGAAAAUUCAGAAGAUUUAUAUUCUGCACAAAUAACAAAAGUUAACCAUUAUAUUGGUGUUUUUGAAAUGAUAAAAGAAAUUAUAAUAGCAAUGAAAGAUAAAGAUUUAUCUGAUGAAGUAAAUGGGCAGUUAUAUGUUAAAGGAGUAGUUGUUGAUACAUUUUUGUUUUAUUCGAGACUUAUGAAUGUAUUUGUUGAGGUUGGACUUUUUCCAAUAACACAAGAAGUUAUUGAACUUCAUAAAAAACUAGAAAAUGUGUAUAAAGAGCGACUGGCUUUAUCACGAAAGAAAUUCUAUAAAUUAGAAAUUGUAAAAUUGCUUGACUUGUUUUCACAAACUGAAUUAAAUUGCAUAGAAGAAUUAUAUCCUCCAAAAAAUCCUGCUGUUUUGAUUGAUCUAAUUGUUGCUCCUGAAAUUAAGAUCUUAUGUAAAACUAAGCUUAUAUCAUACUAUGCAUUAGAUAUUGGUCUUCUGAGAGAAAAUGACUCAUUUAUUGAUAAGGUUCAGUAUAAUGUUGCAUUUUUUUGUACAGAAAAAAAUCCAAUUGAUUUCUUUGAAAUUAAAAAAUUAUGGAGACAAGAUGCAAUUGAAUUGAAAGAUUACAAUGCAAAUUUAUAUACUCUACGCCAACAAAAUUUUGAAUUUGAUUACAAAAAUAAUUUAACACCUAGAAUUGUUGAGAUGAUUUGUCAGAGAGUAUAUAUAUCUGAUAGUGAAAUGAAAGAUCUUCAUACUUAUUUUUUAAAACAACCACAUGGAUUAUUUAUUUGGAAUUACAUUGCUAUUAAACGUGAAGAAUUUUCAAUGAUUGAGCCUUUAAAUAUUAAUAUUCUUUCUAAUGUUCCUGAUGAAUGGAGGGUAUUUUGUGAAAAAUCAAAAAAAUUAUAUGAAGAAGCAAAAGGAUGUUCGAUUCUUUGGCGUUAUAAAAUGCCUUCUUUGUACUGUAAAAAAGAAGUAUUGAAGAAAGAUGGAACCUCAUCUAGUUUAAUUUAUACAUCUUCUCUAGACACAUCUCAAAAUGAUAAUGAGGUGAUAGGCACAAAUGAAGAAACAAAAGAUAUUGACACUGUUGUUGAUAAAGACUACAUGGAUCAUCAGUUUGUAGCUCAACGUUAUGAAAAUUUAUUGAAAACACCAUCAUCAGCUUCUAGAUGGACACGAGUUAGUAGAAUUGCAAAUGUUGUUGAAUCUCCUCAACCAGAAGAAUCGAAGCAGAUUCAACCAACGUCUAUAAUGAAGUCACGAGAAAGGGUUUCUCGAUUGCGUCCAGGAAUGAAAAUUGGUUCACGUAUAAGAUUUAAUCUUCCAGAAAUUUCUUCUUUUGUUGAGACUACAAAUGGUGAGAGUGCAUGCUCUUUAGAAAAUGAUGAUUCAAUGAAUGUUUCAUUUAAUGGAGUUUUCCAAAUUGAAAAAAGUGAUGAAAAAACUGAACUAGAUGAUGUUAAAUGUGUUUAUAAAACUAUUAUUCAAGAGAAGAUUGAAGAACAAAUGUCGAAAACUGUUCGUUACGAAGAUGGUAAAGUUACAGUAAUGGAAGCUCAAACAGAUGAGGAAAUGUUAAUGUCUGAUUUGGAAAAUUCUCCUGCACAAACAGGUAUUGAUCUUAUUAAUCAUAUGGAAGAAAAAUCUAAAUCAUAUAAUAUUGAAUUACCCUCUGUUGUUCUUGUGGAGUCAUCAAAAGAAGAUGAAAUUAAUGUUGUUGUGAAUACAGAUAGUACACCAGUUGUUAGAAGAAGAAAUUCUUGUAUAGUUAAAAAGACAUUAUCAUUUAUUGAUAAAGAAGAUGUGCCUCAAAUUGAUAAUGAAGAUAAAACAAAUAAGUUGAAACGCGCCUCACCUUGUGUAGAUACAGAUGAUGAAGAUACUUUAGAUAUAAAGAAGACUAAAAUAAAUGAAAAUGUAGAUGAAACAUUAUCAGAAAAUGUAGAUUCCAACUCAUUUCUUCGUCGAUCAGCUCGAAUUCGUAAACAAAGUGUAGAACCUGAGAUUCCACCUGUUACAACUACAAAAAGUAAGACUAAACGUGGUACUGCAAGUCGUGAAAAUAGUACUGAACCAGACAAUACUCUAUCUUCAAAAACUCGGAAUAAACGUGUAAGAACAAGUUGUGAACCUAAUGAUGAUUCCGAUGAAAUUGUUACAUCUAAACCUAGGAAUAGACGUGGUAAAACUAGUCGAGAACCUAGUGUUGAAGUAGACGACAUUGUAUCUUCAAAAAGUAGAAGUAAACGUGGUAAAACAAGCCGUGAACCUAGUGUUGAAAAAGAUUCUUCAGUACCACGAAAAACUAGAACUAAACGUGGUAAAACAAACAGCGAAACUAGCGUUGAAUCUGAUGCUCCCAUGACACCUAAAAGUAGAACUAGACGUGGAAGCAGUUGUGAACAGGAAGGUGAUCUUAGAAGGUCGACCAGACUUAGGAGAACUCCUUCGAAAGAAAUUGAAAAUAGUUCAAAGAAAGGAUCAAAAAGUCCAUCUAGGUUACCAACUAUUUUAGAGUCGAAUGCACCACAUUCUGAAAAUUAA